This is a messenger RNA of Bemisia tabaci, 3193 nucleotides long. RefSeq names its product Factor interacting with poly(A) polymerase 1 (gene Fip1). The record is from RefSeq and is a predicted model, not a curated record. Gene Ontology annotation, cellular component: mRNA cleavage and polyadenylation specificity factor complex. NCBI's taxonomy places the organism in Eukaryota, Metazoa, Arthropoda, Insecta, Hemiptera, Aleyrodidae.
AAUCUUGUUACAAUGAGGCUACUCAAAACAUCAAAAUUUAGUAACUUUUCCACUCUUGCCAUUUACAGUUGAAUCUCCGCAGUAUUUUUUAAAACUGAGACGAAAGAAAACCAUCGUUUCCUCAUCAAUUUAAUUUUAUUGUAACCACGAGGGAGUAAUUUUGAAAAUUUUCAUGCUAGUUUCAUACCUAUGUAUGUAGUAUUCUUUAAAAGUGUUCGCAGGAUUUGUAGUUUUGUACAGUGUUCGUCUCAGCCAUGGUUUUUUACGUGAGGCUAAUGAUCUUGGCUAGUGCACUUCCAUUUGUCUACUCAUACUUUGAUUUUCUUUGGCAUUCAAGGAAACAUAAGACGUGAAAAAUUGAAACAUAUUCAUCCUACACCUUCCGUUCCAAGUCUUCAAAGUCAGAAUGGCAGACGAUGGAGAGGAAUCGUGGCUGUACGGAGAGAAUGGCGCCGCUAUCGAGCAACUCAACGCAGAACACAGUCAGUACUUUGCCGAUAAAAACGAUGACGGGCCACCUGGUAUUGAGCGAGGAUCAGAACGGGAAAGCAUGGAUGAUAUUCCUGCUCCCCCUGGUGUGAGUGAUGAGAAGGAUAAUCAAGCAGAAGAGGAUGGUCAAUUGAAUGCAUCUGUUACAGAAUCUGAACCUCCACUUCCGGAGACGAACGGUGAUGUUGAGGAGAAAGAAGAAGGAGAACGUGAUGAUGACAGCAAGGAAGAUGAUGAUGACGAUGAUGAUGAUGACGACGAUGAUGAUAAUAUCAAUAUUGUUAUUGGAGACAUCCGAACAGCACCAUCCUCCUACUCUGCGCUCAAUAUCAAAAGAGGAGGGCUUGUCUCUUCAGUCAGAGGUGCUGAUAAAACAAAGCCCGCAGGGAAAUUUUCUGUUGAGGAUUUUGAACAAAUAGGAACUAUCAACUCGGUGCCUGUACAUGAGUACAAUUUAGAUACUCUGGAAGAAAAACCCUGGCGUAAACCUGGAGCAGAUAUCACAGAUUAUUUCAACUAUGGUUUUGAUGAAGACACAUGGCGAGCCUAUUGUGAAAGGCAGAAACGGUACCGUUUGCAGGAAUCAGGAGUUGGACUUGCAACUCUGAGCAGCAAUGCAACCUCCACAGGAACAACGAAUAUUUUAGUUCCAACAAAUAACUUUGUUCCCCAGCAGAAAACUACAAUCGAUACGGCCGUUCCCCCACCACCUCGCCCGCACGUCCACACCGAACAGAAGUAUAAUGCUCCUGCAUCAGUUAUACCUGUUAUGACAGCUGAUAGGAGAGAAUACAGCAGAAAACACCUCGGCGAUAUGUCGGCCCCUCCGCCUAGCAUCCCUCCUCCAGUUGUGCCUCCCCCACAGUAUGGAGUCCCACCCCCACCAGCUGGGUAUCCUCCUCCGCCACCACCGAGGGAAUAUUCAGGCAACUACUUCCAGCCUCCUGAGGUAGAUUCUUAUUACCUCCACAACUCGUAUGAGCCAACUCAAGACUCUCAGUGGAACCAGGCUGGAUGGGUUCCCCCUGUCAGUGUCAAGAAUAUUCCUCCGCCAGGCACGACACCAGUGGAUAUCAAGUCUGAAGAAAACUUGCCGCCAGGAACUGUCCAAGUGAAAAAAGAGCCAGCUGACGGUGCAUCAUCGUCCAGCAGAGAACGCGAAAAGGACCGAUACCGGGAAAGGUCUCAAAGGCAUCGGUCGAGGAGUAGAAGUCAUGAACGCAGGUCAAGGAAACGGAAGUCAAAAAGUCGUUCUCCCUCACACAGGAGCCACAAGAAAAAGAAGUCCAAAAAGUCUGAGCGAUCAAGGGAUAGGUCCAGAGACAGGUCAAGGGAAAAGGAUAGUUCUUAAGUGUGGAGUCUGAAGGUUUUUUACAUUUUUUUAUCAACUGAUCGUGUAAAUAGAUUUUUUUGUUUCCUCUUCAACUUGCUGUUUUCAAGCUUAGUCUAGAUAUUUGGUUCUUAAACUUGUUAUUUACACAAGGACCUUUGCUUCUAGCAGCCUCACCAUCGUAAUGAAGAACGAAUGCAGUCUCAAACUCUUCUUAGAAGAAGGAAGUAAAAUGCAGAUAAAAAUCGCACAAGAAUGAUUCCUUUGAUGAAUGAAAAAAAAGCAAAUUCAAAUUUUCAACUGACACAGACUUCUGAGGCUCAUGAGAAAUUUACACUAAAUGACAAAGCCAGAAAUUGAGCCUUUGAAGUCAGUUGUUUCCAGAAGAAAAUCUUUGAAAUAAGUCUUGUUUAAAAUCUUAUCUUUUCUCAAGGGCUUGUCCCCACUAGACAUUUUUCCGGAGUUAAUGGUCCCUAGUAACAAGUUCCUUAAACGAAUUUUAUUCCAGUUUCCUGAGGGAGUCUUGUGACUAAGUUGAUAGAUAUACAGGUUUGCUACUAGGUUCCUUAGUUGUGGUAGUCAAUUUUGGGGAGGUAGAAGUUAAUUUUCAGUUUGCAUUGGUAGAAAUUAAAUGCUUGAAACAUGAAACCUCUUGUAAAGACUUGCCCCAAAAAAUCUUACAUACCCCGUUCAUUCACUACAUACGGGUUUCAAUUCUUAUUCCUCCUUCAUUUUCAAAGGCAGCCAAAAUAUUAUUGGUCGAUGACUUGAUUUGGACACAAAUAGUGAUCAGGUUUGCGUAGAAAAACCUUAUCGUCUUCAUGUGAAGGCCAAUUUUCAAUGUGUUUAGUAUUCACCUUUUUGAAAAGCUUAAGGUAUCUGCUCUAAUGUAUUUUUACAGAUCUCUGGUUAUAUGAAUCUAAAAAAAAAAAAAAAAAAAAAAAAAAAAGUGAGAAAUCUAUUCAUCAUAUAAAUCUCGUUUGAGGAUCAUGACUUUAUUCUAAGCAGACAGUUGUACCUCUAUCAUUAAGUUUGCAUCUGAAAAGUUGUCUUAAGGCAAGAAGUAUAUUUCUGGAAAGUCUAGGUAAAUCUAAUAAAAUGAAAAGGCAAUUUAAAUUUGACAUCUUUAGCAUUUUAAGAGAAUCUAAGGCACUAAAGCACUGAUAUCAAACUUGUUAUGAUUUAUUGACUUUAUCAAGCGCAGCAUAGACCAUUUCCAAGAAAUUGUUCCAAAAAGGGGACCAAAACCAAUUAGGAUAAAAAACAGUGUGGCGUUCAUUUCUUGUUACUGUCCUGAGUCCUUUUUAUUUUAAGUUCCAUUCUAAUUGCACUCUGUAAUUUGCAACUUUCUGUUAAUAAACUUGGAAAAUGCCA